Molecule: messenger RNA, 609 nt
Organism: Candidula unifasciata
Lineage: Eukaryota; Metazoa; Mollusca; Gastropoda; Stylommatophora; Geomitridae
Source: the annotation of a GenBank genome assembly
AUGUUACAUUUCUCAGACAACAGUGCUAAUGUAGGCGGCGAUAGACUGUACAAAAUUAGACACAUUAUUGAUAAUCUGCGCACAUCGUUUCAGGGUGCAUUUUCACCUUAUCGGGAUGUGGUUAUCGAUGAAUCACUACUUCUUUACAAAGGAAGAUUAUCUUUCAAACAGUACAUUCCUUCAAAGAGAACUAGAUUUGGCGUGAAAACCUUUGUUAUGUGUGACUGCAGUACAGGAUACAUUUUAGAUUUCAUAGUGUACACUGGUGUCAACAGCGUCAUUACUGUGUCAGGUUUAGGGAAGAGGGUUGAUACUGUAUCCACUUUACUGAUGCCCUAUCUAGAAAAAGGCCUCAGACUUUAUGUAGAUAACUGGUACACUAGUCCAGAACUAUUUAUGUGGCUUCAUGGUCAGGCUACAAAUGCAUGUGGCACUCUGCGAAAAACUAGGAAACAUUUGCCCGAAAUAGACGAAAAGUUGAAGAAAGGAGAAAUUAGCUCCAAGUCUGCUUCAAGUUUGCUAGCCAUGAAAUGGUACGAUAAACGUGAGGUAUGGAUGCUAACAACAUGCCACAAUUCUGAUAUGGUAACAACAGGGAAAAAGGAUUGA